Ceratina calcarata is the source of this 5778-nucleotide messenger RNA. Its product is annotated as A disintegrin and metalloproteinase with thrombospondin motifs 3. The transcript has 15 exons. Gene Ontology annotation, molecular function: metalloendopeptidase activity. Lineage: Eukaryota; Metazoa; Arthropoda; Insecta; Hymenoptera; Apidae. Gene Ontology annotation, cellular component: extracellular matrix. Bases 2316 to 5675 code for a protein of 1119 amino acids. Gene Ontology annotation, biological process: proteolysis; extracellular matrix organization. The record is from RefSeq and is a predicted model, not a curated record.
GGAAAGGAGGGUUUAAGUGACCUUUCCACGGCAGGGGAUAAAUCAGAAUUAUGCUCGAUUUGGGUUAACUUGGUAAAACUUUAUUCGAUCUUAUUCGCUCGGCUCGCAACUCACAACUGUCCCAACUCGCUCGCGUCUCUCAGCCACACCACCCUCCACACACUCCUCACACAUUCUUCACACAUUCUUCACACAUUCGUCAAUCGUCCUAUCACGCCACCACCGCUACCGCCAACCGGACGCGUGGAGUCCCAACGGCUCGCGGCGGCCCUUGAUCAUCGACACCAUCCGCGGAACUCGAAACAUUGUUUAAACAAUGUCGAUUCCGCUCGGAUGGUUGCCGAUAAUCCGCUUCCGCUGACCUCCGCGGGUCCUCCACGCGCCGCCUGACGACACGUGGCCACACACAUCCUUACACUCAUGCAUCCUCACAUUCCCACAAUAUGAAAUUUUACAACAUGGAAACUCGUGAGAGCGAAAAAGUAUAUAACAUUUCAAACGAAUUAACACUUAGUGUCGCUUAAUUUACAUUGUAUCAGGUGUCCGAAUUUAUCCAUACAUAUACGUAGCCACGUCGUUUAAAGUAUCAGCGCAUUUACAGCUGUGACCAAUUAACGUGCACAAACUAAACGGAGGCAUUCAGUUUAGUGUCGUGCAGUCUGUUUAACAGGGUCUUGGAAAUCUCCGUUUUAUCGCCUUCGUAGAAUCCAAGAAAGCUUCGAUUGAACGUCAAUUCGUCUUAUUCGUGUUCAACUUUUUUAAAUUCUUAUCGUCUAUAAAAUGUAACUAAACCCUUCCUUGUAACUCGAAUCUUCUAUCACUUUCUAUUGUGCAUUUUGUAUUUAUAUAUUUUACAUAAUUUUUUCAUUUGCUGUUAAGUACGUGUCACGAGAAAACACAAUUACUACGAAAGCUAAUAAAUAGGAAUGCACAUGUAAGCUUCGUCGACAAGACGACACUGUUUUACAGUCGUUGGGUAAGAAGCAAUAAAAUCAUUCUUGGAAAGAAUGUCACACGAUCGUAAAAUGCUUCCAGCAACAAGUAUAAAGUUCAUAAACUGAUCAUAAUCUUAACUAGAAAUGCCGUCUGUCUCCAUACACAAAAAAUAAUACGUAUAAUUCCUAGCUUGCUGUACAUUUCAUAUGUACUUAAAUUCAUUCGUGUCAGUCGAUGACUACGAUAUUUCUUAAUUUUUCUUGACAAGCGUAGGCUGCUUACAGCAUUCCCGUGUUUCUUCCAUCGAGCGAGAGGAAGCUGCCGGAACAGAUUUAAUUCCCGUUCAUUAGAUUCAUUGCGAUUCGAGUUCGCGGUUCAAGGGAAACGAGGAAUUCCGCCGCGUCGCGUCGCGUUGGGGCCAGGCGGCAAGACCUUUGCUUUAAGAACCUCAGACCCCGAGUUUUAAACCGUAGAGGCGACUCACGAUCACCCCGGCUCGGCUCGGCUCGGCUUUGCGUGUCGGGCCUCGGAAUAAUGCGCUACCGCGGCAUCCUCGGUUUCUCGGUGAUCGCACAUAAAGCUGCCAUUAUUAGAACUUCAGUGGGCGGCGAGCGGCUGGUGCUUUUUCCAGCCUCGCGUUCACUCGUACGUUUACCCGCCGCACGUUACUCGCGCGCGUGCCGUGCUCCAUGUGGCCGCCAGUUGCAAUGCUAUGCUGCCUCCCGGUGUUCGGUAGCUACCGAUUUUCGUCGUACGACACGCUUAGAAAAAACACUGUUCCCACAAUUAUUAAUGAUCCAGUGAGUUUGCAUGACGCGACGGAUGGAAACCCGUGCGAGUCUCGCGUGCAAUGACGCGCGAAGAGGCGUACGAUUGUCGCGAGCAUCGUUAUCGCUUGCUCCAAUUUUGUCACGCGUCGUGCAUUCGCGGUUCCGUCACUGACGGUGAAUCGUUAAUUGCCGCGAGUCGCGGGUCCACGCGAAUCGAGUCCCAGGUUCAGUGAGAUAAGCUUGUGAGUUCGAAACGACCGAAAACCUCAGUGAAAUUAGUUCGCAUUAUAAUAUUAACAAUAGUACCUUCGUUUAGUGUAGGUAAAUAAUUAAGAAGCAGGGAAGAUGGUUAGUUUAAAGAAUAUCGUGGCUCCCACGCGAAUUUCGUAUCGCGACUCGAUUACGCGCGCAGCAAAGUGACCGAGGCGAACUCGUUUCCAGCAAACAUGAAAUUAGAACAUUGAAUCCACGAAUCUGGCUCCGGUAAUUGCAUCGGCGGUCGAGCAUGCUCGCCGAGUUUCGAACUGCGACACGGGGGACCAGGCUGCAACCGGGAAAAUAACUGCUAAAUUGAAAUUUAAUCGGCAAAGCACAAAACGAAUAAGUGGCAUGGCGCGGUGCCGUUUUAAACUGGCCGGUUUUCUGUUAACCACGUGGUUGUUCUUUACAAUCGCUCACGAAUCGAGAACGCGCGAAUUUCUGCAGAGCUUGCAGGAAUACGAGAUCGUUUAUCCUCGAGUGGUUUCGAAUGCCGGCCAGCGUCACAGAAGAUCCAAGGAAACUUCCGAGGAACCGAUGCUUCUUGAGAUUAGUAACUGGACUUUGAGGACGACCGCGAAUAAUCGGUUCUUAUUGUCCUCCGAUUUCACCGUCGACUGGAUCCGCUCUACUGACGCGGAUUCAAAAAGAUAUGACUAUAGUAUUAUGGAUUGCGACCUACGACAAGGCAGCUUAGAGGGUGACGCCGGCUCGUCCGCCGUCGUGACGCUCUGCGACGGGGAAGUGUACGCUCUGAUGUUGACGGAUCAGAGAUCGUUUCUCGUUCAACCACUGAUGAAUGGUCAGCACGUGAUGUUCCCAUCGAGAAACGCAAGCUGGUGGUUGAGAAAUUCGAAUAUUUUCGCCCCAGACUGGAAGAAGUCGAAUAAAAACGAGAAAAAUAAGAAAUGGACACGAAGAAAACGCGAUUCUCCGAUUUCUCACGAGGUCCAGGAAUUCUAUAAUCUUUCCGGUGACGUCUUUGACGUGGAAUACCCGGAAGCUGAGAAACUGAUCCUUUACGAUAACAGGGACGACGCUUCUACCGAAUACAACGAUACUAUAAUGGAAGAAUUGACAAUUGAUGUAGAUUCCGAGGAGAUUGGAUACUUCUCCGGGCCUAAGUGGCAAAGGAACAAGAUUCCAAGGAGAAAACUGGGCAUUAAGGAAUCUCCAAUGCGAUGGUUGGAACUCGGAAUAGCUGCUGAUUACUCUGUGAUAGAUUUCCACGGGCUUCGGGUACAACAAUAUAUUCUAGCACUUUUAAAUAUAGUUAGUGCAAUCUAUAUGGACCCAUCCAUCGAGUCGAACAUGAUUCUGGUUAUCGUACGAAUGAUUUUAUACGCAGAAAAAAGAGACGGUAUGGUUCGACGUGGAGAUGCUCGAAGGUCUCUCGAAAACGUGAACAGAUGGAACAAAAAAAUGCUUUCGUCGGCGGACGUGAAUUACGACGUAGCCGUGUGGCUGACGCGUUUAGAUAUAGGGGGUCCCUCCGGCUACGCGCCUGUUUCAGGAGCUUGCGACCCAGCGAGAUCCUGCGCCUUAAAUCGAGACGAGGGGUUGACCAGCGCUUUCAUAAUCGCGCACGAAGUCGCACACAUUCUAGGUCUGACGCACGACGGUGACGAGACGACCGGAAACACUUGCAAGGAAGAGGGAUCUCGAGGGAGCGUGAUGGCUCCAAUGGUCGCCGCGACCUUCCAUCAUUUCUACUGGUCAGCCUGCUCUAAGAAGGAGUUCCAUCGAAAAGUCAGGCAGUGGUCGUGUCUUUUGAAUAAACCCCGGCACGAUGGAGUCGCUCAAACAAAAACCAUCAUUCGCAAUACGUUUUCGAUGGAUGAGCAAUGCCGUAUGGAAUUUGGCGAAGGAUUUGAGCAUUGUAAAGCGUUCAGUGUCGCGGAACCCUGUUCCCGUUUGUGGUGUGGUAACAGCAACAUCUCUCAAACGUGUAAAACUAAGAAGGGUCCACCUUUAGAAGGUACUUUGUGCGGUAUCUCUAAGUGGUGCAUAAACGGUCGAUGUCAAUCGUCGAAUAGAAAAAAUUUUGAUUUCGGCGUGGUGCUACACAAGCCUAGAGAUGGAGGAUGGAGCAGGUGGAGUACUUGGGAAAAAUGUUCGCGGACAUGCGGAGUAGGUGUGCAAUGUCGAACGCGAAGAUGUAACAAGCCUGCACCUGGCUACGGGGGGAAAUAUUGUUCGGGCCCGAGCGACGAUUGCCGGGUGUGCAGUUUACCAAAGUGUUUAACGACCGCCGAUUUGAGAGCUCAACAAUGUUCGAAACUCGGCAAUAAUUUGUAUCUGGAAAGAGUUCCGUCGAAGAGAAACGUGACCUGGUUACCGUACGUGUCCGAUCGGGAGAACUUGAAAUGUCGACUGGUCUGCAGAAGCAAAGAGACGGGCGAGAUAUUUCACAGCAGGAAACAUUUGAUCGAUGGCACGCCGUGCUCCUAUGGCUCGACCGAUAUAUGUAUACAGGGCGAAUGCCACCAAAUGGGGUGCGACAACGUUCUGGGAUCGGGAAAGGCGUAUGACGCGUGCGGAAUAUGCGACGGUGAUAAUUCGAGCUGCGAGAACGUCGUCAGCAAGUUUCAACGGAAGCUGCGACGAGAAGUAACACGCGUGGCCGUAAUACCGUACGGUGCUCAUAACUUAUUCAUGAACGUCACGAUACUGGCUUCCCCAUUUUUCCAUCAGGAUAAUUUAACGAUCGUGAUAGGGGACGGCAGGAGAAGACGAAACGUGCAGGAGAAUUCAGUUUCGCGUAAGCGGGAUUUAACGAUCGUUCAAGGAGCUGCGUUCCGAGUACGAAGUAUCGAUAACAACACGCUCGCCAUAAAUGCAGCUGGCUCCGCGUUUGAGGAUUUAGUGAUCCUGCUGAUGGUGCCGGAGAACGCAAUACAGCAAGAAAUAUCGGUCACAGUUUCUUUACGGUAUUUUAUAAAUCCCAAUGGGAGGAAGAUCAAGGAUAGAUAUGUAUGGUUAUUCGGCGGUUGGAGCUUUUGUUCGGCCAGCUGUGACGGUGGGACGCGUCAGAAAAUGAUUGUCUGCAAAGACGAGAAAACUGGUAGACUAGUAUCGAGAAGAAAGUGUCCGCUGGCGGGUAAACCGAGCCAGGAGAUUGAAGAAUGCAACAUGUUUAGCUGUUCGUUCAAAUGGUUGCCUGGUCCGUGGGAAGCGUGUUCUGCCACGUGCGGGAGAUUCGGUACGCAAGUACGACAGUUAUACUGCAUCCAUUCGGGUUUCAAUGGGACGGAAGUGAAUAGAGACAAUGAAUUAGAAGUGUUUCGGACGAUGGUACAAUCGUCUAUAUGUCACAGGAGUCUCAGGCCUAGUAGUACUAGAGAAUGUAACAGGAUCCCUUGUCCUGGACGUUGGAUUUUUACAGACUGGUCAUCCUGCUCAAAGAACAAUGGCAAAGGUAUGCAAUCCCGAAUAGCUCGCUGCAUUCCACCAGAGAACGAACCAUUCUACAGCUGUGACGGACCGAUCGCAAAAACGGAGGUGCGUUCUUGCAACGGACAUGCAACCAGGGCCAUCGAAUUUUCAUCCCGUUGCUGGGGGGACAAGAAUCGAUUCUGCUCUAUACCGAGCUUACAGCGCUAUUGUAACGUGACAGCAUUCAGGAAAAGGUGUUGCCGCUCUUGCGAGAGAAACGAAUCAUCCGAUUUGUUAGACUCCUACGACAGGAAACAUCGUAUGUUACGGACGUAAAUUAUAUUUGUGAUAAAUAUUAAAUUACAAUUACAUCUUAUGUUAUUAUUUGUAAUAAAUUGAACCAUUGAGAAGAGAGAUUGUCUGCAGUCUCGUUAACGGA